AUGCCUAAACUAAAACGCGUACUACCUCCUUUGGGUAAAGAAUUUGGAAAAAGCGAUCUCGAUAGGAUUGGAUAUUUUCACGAACCACGCGUGACGCCUUUCGACAAAUACAAAGGAGUUCCUGUUAAGUUUCGCGAAGGUAUAGAGAAGGGGCGUCAAAUGAUUCCCGGACCACCGCUUAAACUCUUUGAAGACAAAUUUAUGCGAAUUUUCGAGGGAGAAGCAUUGUACGAUCCAUUUCGCAAAGUCCCGAAAAAACAGCUUGUACCGGUCAAAGGUGUUAUAUGGCCAUCAGCCCCUGCCAAGAAGCAUUCGACACCUGGUGAUUAUUAUGGGUGUUUCGAGAAAAUCUCUUACUUCAGCCCCGCGUUGAUAAAACCAAAGAAAGCGAGACCCGAGUUACCAAAUGUGAGAAUCAAACCCAAUCCUAAAGGUGGUCCAGGAUAUGCUAACAUUUGUCUCAGCCCGUUUCCAGCUCAUGCUCAUGAACCUUAUGAUCCACCAGAGAAGAAACCUAAAGUUAAAGAAAUGUAUCGUGUAUUUCAAACUACACAUGCGCCAAUGGACUAUUUCCCGCCAAAUCCUUACAAAGCUUUGCACAUCGGAUCUACAUACGUACGACCUCACGAAGUCAAGCCUAAAAUUUUGGGCCCUAAUCGUCUUAUCGUUCCAUUCCCAAAGAAACCAGGCGGAAGCCACGCAGGUUGCUUUGACAAAUUUCCAAUUCAUUAUGCCGAUCCAUAUGACAGAGUAGAACCGAAGAAACCUAAAAUUCCGAAACCUACACGUAUAUUUAUCUCUGGUGGACCACCACUUCGAUCAAAAUUCACCUCUAGUAUUAUAAAUAAAAUUACCAAUGUAUCUUGUAAUUUGAACAAUUAUGUUACCUACACGCCACGAGUUUAUCCUUUGGAGAAAUAA
Messenger RNA from Apis laboriosa (Himalayan honeybee), 921 nucleotides. Its product is annotated as UPF0602 protein C4orf47 homolog. Gene Ontology annotation, cellular component: centrosome. Bases 1 to 921 code for a protein of 306 amino acids. The transcript has 4 exons. NCBI's taxonomy places the organism in Eukaryota, Metazoa, Arthropoda, Insecta, Hymenoptera, Apidae. The record is from RefSeq and is a predicted model, not a curated record.